Molecule: messenger RNA, 1143 nt
Organism: Sabethes cyaneus
Lineage: Eukaryota; Metazoa; Arthropoda; Insecta; Diptera; Culicidae
Product: queuine tRNA-ribosyltransferase accessory subunit 2
Exons: 2
Coding region: 64-1143 (359 amino acids)
Molecular function (GO): tRNA-guanosine(34) queuine transglycosylase activity
Source: RefSeq, a predicted model, not a curated record
UUCCUAAUUAUUUACUGUAGUUUUGUUCUCUGUUGCACGUUUCAUUAUUCAGAUCAAUUAGCAAUGAAGCUGGUUUUAAACAAAGUGACUAAAUGUUCCGGCCGAACCGGAGUCUUGAGUGGAAUCGAAAGAUUGGCGAACGUGACGUUGGAAACGCCGGGCUUAAUAUUGCACACAAAGGGAGGUAGUGUACCGCAUCUUUCGAAAGAUGUCCUCCACUGUUUAGGCGGUAAACCAGAGCUGGCGCAAUACUGUUUAACUAGCACCGAACACAUGGCAGAAGCGAUGGGUGCUACGAAACAAGGAAUCGCUCAGUUUGUUGCACAGUCCGAAUGUGUGUCUUUGCUGACUCUCAAAGAUCCGGCAGAGCUUUGUCAGCCAGGAUUCCAUGAAAAAGAUUUUGUACCAAUAUACGGCCGAAGUGGAAGGAUAAAUUUGACAACCGAAAAAUUUAUUAAACUGAUGGAAAUUUUCCAACCGGACAUAUACGUUCCGUUGUUCGACGGUGAUACUGACAUGAACAGUUCGAAGAAACGAGAACAAAAGUCAGUAGACAGAACGGAAACAUUUGUUUUGGAGUGUCUGGAAGCACACCGCAGCUCAGAAGCUCUAAAACAUUCAAGUAUUCUAGCUCCUGUUGUCGGUGGAUAUAACAUAAAAUUGCGAGAACAAUCGCUAAUGUUUUUAGAUCAACACAAGGGUAUUAUCGGUGGUUAUUUGCUGGCAGGGCUUCAUUCCAACGGAUCAUCUGCUUGCCAGGUUGAUGAAAAGUUGUUGAAAGAUACAGUAUCAAAAAUAUGUGAAACACUACCGGCGGAAAAACCGCGCUUUGCAUUCGGUGCAUUCACUCCGUGCAUAAUUCUGGAACUGGUAUCCAAAGGAGUGGACAUAUUCGACACCAGUUAUCCAUAUCUCAAAACACAGCAACACAGGGCUUUGACUUUUAGUUUCAAUACAGAUGACGAUCAGUUUCCUGAUGAAUGGGAAAGCGAGCUUGAUCUUCAGGAUUCGCGUUGGGUCGAAGAUUUCAACGGAUUUGUAAAAAACUGUAGUUGCUUAGCGUGUACUAAACAUACAAGAGCCUAUUCACAUCAUUUGUUCAAUACACGAGAAAUGCUUGGACCAAUAUUGUUAAUGAUGUAA